Molecule: messenger RNA, 1587 nt
Organism: Populus trichocarpa (black cottonwood)
Lineage: Eukaryota; Viridiplantae; Streptophyta; Magnoliopsida; Malpighiales; Salicaceae
Product: probable WRKY transcription factor 41
Exons: 3
Coding region: 355-1383 (342 amino acids)
Biological process (GO): regulation of DNA-templated transcription
Cellular component (GO): nucleus
Molecular function (GO): transcription cis-regulatory region binding; DNA-binding transcription factor activity
Source: RefSeq, a predicted model, not a curated record
AUUCCAAACCUCCGCUUUUCUCUUUAAAUACAAAGCUUCCUCAGCUAAAGCUUCACUCAUUUACAGAUAUAUACAUCCUUACCUCUUUUCACCAGUACACAGAAAAAAUUAAUUCUAGUUCUGGCUACUUCUAUGUUUUUAGCUUCUAGCUCUAUACCAUCUUGGUCAUUCCAGAAUCUUCUGCUCUUCUUACUUUUCCUGCUAGGAGGAAAGUUUUUGCUUCUAAGCAACCAAAUGUUACAGGUGUAGAAAAUGUGCUAAUACUGCUUUGCUGGACAACAAGUUUUAGCAUUUUAGAGCUAGCAAGAAGCAUAAUUGUGUUGCUUGUGGUAACUUUUAAGGGAGGUAUACAAAAUGGAGAGUGGUUUGUGCUGGGAGCAACAGACUUUGAUUGCUGAGCUAGUCCAAGGUAUGGAACUAGCAAAACAGUUAAGAGCUCAUUUGAAUGCAACAUCGUCAGUUGAAAGUAGGGACGAGUUAUUACAGAGGAUACUAGCUUCUUAUGAGAGGGCUCUCUUGAUUCUCAACUGGGGUGGGUCAAUGGGACAGCCACAAAGUGUUGGAGUCUCCGCUGGUGUUCCAGAGUCCCCCAUAUCCAUUAAUGGAAGCUCACGAAGUGACGAGUUCGAUGGGGGUGUUAAGGAUAAUCAGGGUUAUAAUGAGGCCUCAAAGAAGAGAAAGACCACUCCCAGAUGGACAGAUCAUGUUAGAGUCAGUCCUGAGAAUGGACUUGAGGGUCCUCAUGAUGAUGGCUAUAGCUGGAGAAAAUACGGGCAGAAAGAUAUUUUAGGAGCAAAAUAUCCCAGAAGCUAUUACAGGUGCACCUACAGAAAUACUCAGAACUGCUGGGCUACAAAGCAAGUGCAGAGAUCAGAUGAAGAUCCCACCAUAUUUGAGAUCACAUACCGAGGAACGCACACCUGCGCUCAUGGAAACCAAUCGAUUCCAUCACCAUCAUCACCAGAAAAACAAGAAAAGAAACAAAAGAAUACCAAUAACAACUAUCAACAACAGCAGUCACAGCAAGCCCUCUAUAACUUCCAAAAUAGCCUAAAGGUUAUUACUGAGGACUUGGACAAUAAAGAGAUGGUAUCUCCCUUCUCUUUUCCCUCUGCAUACGGAUGCUCAAAGAAUGUGAGCAGUUAUUCUCCGUCGUUUAUAUCUCCAGCUACACCUGAACCAACUCACUACUCAGUUUCACCAUUCCAGAUGAACAAUUUUGUAGGAGCAUAUAAUUUGCAGCAUCUGGAAUCGGAUUUCACUGAGAUAAUCUCAACCAACACGUCAGCGACCAAUUCUCCAAUUGUGGACUUGGAUUUCUCACUUGAUCAAGUGGAGUUAGACCCCAACUUUCCGUUCGACACACCUGGAUUUUUCUCAUAAUUUCAUGCAGACACUCCACAAUAAGAAAUGAGAAAGUGCUGCAUUUGUGUGCAAUCCAACACUCUGGCUGGUUUCGCCUGUAGAACCUAGCUUGUAUUAUAAAUGAGGAAAGGAUGCAUGUAAAAUAGGAUUAGCUAUGGCAGCAUUGAAAAAUUUUGAAGUUCCUAUAAAUAACAUCAGUAAUUGUAUUGCUACUAACUAAAA